GCGUCCACCAUGACCCCGCACGUGCUCUCGGAGACCUCACCGGAAUCAAGAAGCAUUACUACCGGAAGCACGGUGAGAAGAAAUUCAAGUGCGAGAAGUGCUCUAAGCGUUACGCUGUUCAAUCCGAUUGGAAAGCUCACUCUAAGACCUGUGGUACCAAAGAGUAUCGAUGUGACUGUGGUACCAUCUUCUCUAGGAGAGACAGCUACAUCACGCACAGGGCCUUCUGCGAUGCUUUGAUUCAGGAGUCAGCAAGGAACCCUACCGUGAGCUUCACGGCUAUGUCAGCUGCUGGUGGUGGUGGUGGUGGCAGACAUGGCUUUUACGGCGGCGCUGCUUCUUCUCUCUCUCACAACCAUUUCGGUAGCAGUUCAACUUCUGGGUUUACCCCUCUAGCUGCUGCAGGUUACAAUCUGAACCGUUCAUCUCCCAACAAGUUUGAAGAGUUCGUUCCUCAGUCCUCAAACCCUAAUCCCGGCGGUCCUACCAACUUCCUCAUGCAAUGCGCUGCGAACCAAGGAUUGCUGGCGCAGAACGACCAGAGUCUCAUGAACCAGCACGGUCUGAUCAACCUCGGUGAUAACAUCAACAGCAACAACAACCACCUGUUCAACCUCGGAUACUUUCAAGACACUAAGAACCCUGACCAGACAAGUGUCCCUUCUCUUUUCACCAGUGGUGCUGAUAACAACGAUCCUUCUGCUUUGCUGAGAGGGUUAACUUCUUCAUCUUCCUCAAGUGUCGUCGUUAAUGACUUUGGAGAUACUGAUAAUGGAAACCUUCAAGGUCUGAUGAACUCUCUAGCUGCGACGACUGAUCAUCAAAGCCGCUCCGGUAGCAUUUUUGACCUUCACUUCGGGAACAAUCUUAGCAUGGGAGGCUCGGAUAGGUUGACUCUGGACUUUCUUGGAGUUAAUGGAGGAAUUGUGAGCAACGUCAAUGGUCGUGGUGGUCGUCGUAAUGGAGCUCCUCUGGACACUGAGAUGAAGUUUUCACACCCAAAUCAUCCAUUUGGGAAAGCUUGAGAUGAUCGUAUAUGUUUGUACAGAUCAUCCAUAUUAUCUAGAUAUGGACUGCUGGGUCCCUUGGAGAUUUUCUUUUAAAGCUUUAAUUUCUUUCGUUUUCUGUUUUCGACUAUAUAUUAAGGGUAUGGGUUUAGCUUGGGGGUUUUAUUAAUAAUGUAAUGGGAGUCCUUAAUGAAAUUUAUAAUUCUUCAAUCAUUUGAGUCUA
Molecule: messenger RNA, 1230 nt
Organism: Camelina sativa (false flax)
Lineage: Eukaryota; Viridiplantae; Streptophyta; Magnoliopsida; Brassicales; Brassicaceae
Source: RefSeq, a predicted model, not a curated record